This is a messenger RNA of Leptinotarsa decemlineata (Colorado potato beetle), 441 nucleotides long. RefSeq lists its product as uncharacterized. Lineage: Eukaryota; Metazoa; Arthropoda; Insecta; Coleoptera; Chrysomelidae. The record is from RefSeq and is a predicted model, not a curated record.
AUGUAUUGCCAAGUACUGGUACAUCCCGCACAAAGGUUGCUCCAACAAAUUUUAUGGCGAGACCAUGCAUCUAAGCCUAUGGAGACUUAUGAGUUAAAUACAGUCACAUACGGUCAGGCAUCAGCGAGUUUUCUUGCUAUAAGAUAUUUGUUUGAACUAUCGGAGAAAUCGAGCCCCGAUAUAGCUAGAGUAAUCAGGGAAGAUUUUUACGUCGACGGCAUGUUGACGGGCACCGAUUCAUUACAGCAAGCUCGUCAAAUUUGCGCCGAAGUUUCUGAAGCUUUGAAUAAAGGCUGCUUCAAGCUACAAGAAUGGUGCUCUAACGAUCCCAUGGUGAAUUUACAAAAAUGUAAUGCAAGUUCGGUCGUGGAGAGAAAACAAAUCAUCAAAGUAGUAGAUUUUUCUGUGAAGACGCCGCAGAGGAUAUUGGCAGCCGAAAUC